Messenger RNA from Octopus sinensis (East Asian common octopus), 5082 nucleotides. Its product is annotated as zinc finger protein 208-like. The transcript has 6 exons. The record is from RefSeq and is a predicted model, not a curated record. NCBI's taxonomy places the organism in Eukaryota, Metazoa, Mollusca, Cephalopoda, Octopoda, Octopodidae. The coding region runs from base 795 to 4181 and encodes 1128 amino acids.
GGAAUUUGAACUCACAACGUAACAACAGACGAAAUACGGCUACGCAUUUCGCCUGGCGUGCUAACGAUUCUGCCAGCUCGAUAACAUGUACCGUGCUUUCACUAAUUGUUUUAGGUACUUAUGAAGUAACGAGCAUUGACACCCCGUCGGCUCUUCAUCCUCGACCCAGCGACACGUCUACGAUGUGAAAGUUGGAGGGUCAGUGAGAGGUGCAUGAUAAUUUGACUGGCUCUCUUUGAAGUCGAAUAGAAUGUUACAACGUGAAAAAAAAAAAAAAAAAAAGUAAUCGAACACCCGACCUUAGACUCAUGAACUAAAUACUCUAACCGAUAGGCCAAAUGUUUCAGUAAGACCCUUCUACCUCCCAUUUUCGUUACCUUAUGCAUUAUCAAUCAGCGGACAUCCCAUAAUUCAACUUCCGUUGUGUCAGUAUACAAAGAUUCUAAAUCAUUUUCAAACUGUGAAUGACUUUCAGUACAGACUGUCAUUUAUUCUGUGAUAGCGUUCUGUGAACUCAAUUCCAUUGAAAAGAAUACCAGAUGCCACUGGCAUGGAAGGAUUCUUUACUUCAGAUGUAUCAUUUAUAUUUGUCAUCUUUUAAAGUGUAAAUGAAGAUGUUGUACAGAACAGACAUAACCCUUUUUAUAUGAAUCUAGAGGUGGAGUUUCUGUGAACUGAGACUAAGAUCACGACAUAUUGAGAAAUAAGUUUGCAGCAUUUUCAGAUAUUAAAAGGAAAAAAAAUUAAUGGAAAUAUAGCAGAAAUAUUUGUUAGGUAAAGAUGUAUAAAAGCAUAUGAGAAGAAAAAUAUCUGUAUACUGUUGUGAAAGAAAAUAUAUUAUGGAAAAUGAAUUAUGUGAGAAUGAGAGUAAAUAUAAAACAGAGUCUAAAGGAAAUGAUUUUCCUGUUAGAAGACUAAAAGAGAAAGGAAAAACACACGAAUGUGAUAUCUGUAAAAAGUCAUUCUCCCAUAAAUGUAACCUAACUACUCACAGACGCAUUCAUACAGGAGAGAAACCAUAUAUAUGUAAUAUUUGUGGUAAAUCAUUCUAUGGAAGUAGUGACUUAACUAGACACAAACGUAUUCAUACAGGAGAGAAGCCAUAUCACUGUGAUGUCUGUGGUAAAUCAUUCUCUCAAAGGAGACAUUUAACUACUCAUCAACAUAUUCACACAGGAGGGAAGCCAUAUCACUGUGAUAUCUGUGGUAAAUUAUUCUCUAGAAGUAGUCACUUAACUACUCACAAGCGUAUACAUACAGGUGAGAAGCCAUAUUGCUGUGAUGUUUGUGGUAAAUCAUUCUCCAAAAGUGGUGUCUUAAGUACACACAAACACAUUCAUACAGGAGAGAAACCACAUCGCUGUGACACUUGUGGCAAAUCAUUCUCUCGAAGUAGUCACUUAGCUACUCAUAAAUAUAUCCAUACAGGAGAGAGGCCAUAUCACUGCGAUAUCUGUGGUAAAUCAUUCUCUGAAAGUAGUACCUUGAUUAAACACAAACGCAUUCACACAGGGGAGAGGCCAUAUCACUGUAAUAUUUGUGGCGAAUCUUUCUCUCGAAAAGGUAUCUUAACAGCACACAAACGCAUUCAUACAGGAGAAAAACCAUAUCACUGUGAUAUCUGUGCUAAAUCAUUCUCUAGACGUAGUCAGUUACUUACUCACCAAAAUUUGCAUUCUGGUGAGAAACCAUAUCCCUGUGAUAUUUGUAGUAAAUCCUUCUCUGAAAGUAGUACUUUAACUAAACACAAGCGCAUUCAUACAGGAGAGAAGCCAUAUCACUGUAGUAUAUGUGGCAAAUCGUUCUCUCGUAGUGGUGACUUAACUACUCACAAACGUAUUCAUACAGGAGAGAAACCAUAUCACUGUGAUACCUGUGGUAAAUCAUUUUCUGAAAGUGGUAGCUUAACUAUACACAUACGAACUCAUACUGGAGAGAAACCAUAUCACUGCGAUAUCUGUGGUAAAUCCUUUUCUGAAGCACGAAACUUAACCACUCACAAACGUAUACAUACAGGUGAGAAGCCAUAUCACUGUAAUAUCUGUGGUAAAUCAUUUUCUGAUAGUGGUACCUUCACUACUCACAGACGUACUCAUACAGGAGAGAAACCAUAUCAAUGUGAUAUCUGUGGUAAAUCAUUCCCCCGAAAGAGUCCCCUUACUACUCACAAAAAUACCCAUACAGGAGAGAAGCCAUACCAUUGUAAUAUUUGUGGUAAAACAUUUUCUCAUAGAAGUGCCUCAUAUGUACACAAACGGGUUCACACAGGAGAGAGGCCAUACCACUGUGAAAUUUGUGGUAAAUCAUUUUCUUUAAAAUCUUCCCUCACAACUCACAGAAAUAUUCAUACAGGAGAGAAGCCAUAUCCCUGUGAUGUUUGUGGUAAAUCAUUCUCUCAAAAAAGUCACCUAAAUACUCACAAAAAUAUUCACACAGGAGAGAAGCCUUACCACUGUGAUAUCUGCGGUAAAUCCUUCACAAAUAAAUGUAACCUAACUACUCACAGACGCAUACAUACAGGAGAGAAGCCAUAUAACUGUGAUGUUUGUCAUAAAUCAUUCUCUCAAAAAGGUGAACUAACUAUUCACAUAAGGCUCCACACAGGGGGGAAACCAUAUCACUGUGAUAUCUGUGGAAAAUCAUUCUCACAAAAAUGUCGCCUAACUAAUCACAGAAGUAUCCAUACAGGGGAGAAACCAUAUCACUGUGAUAUUUGUGGUAAAUCCUUUACAAUUAAGAGUAACCUAAUGAGACACAAAGACAUUCAUAAUGGAGUAAAACGAUAUUGCUGUAAUGUCUGUGGUAAAUCAUUCGUUCAAAGUGGAGAUUUAACUAAGCACAAACGUAUUCAUACAGGAGAGAAACCGUAUCACUGUGAUAUCUGUGGUAAAUCUUGCUCCACAAGUAGUGACUUAAUUAAACACAAACGUGUUCAUACAGGUGAAAAACCAUACCACUGUGAUAUCUGUGGUAAAUCCUUCUCGGAAAGUAGUUCCUUAGCUCCCCACAAGCGUGUUCAUACAGGUGAGAGGCCAUAUCACUGUGAUAUCUGUGGUAAAUCAUUUUCUGAAAGUGGUAGCUUAACUAAGCACAAACACGUUCAUACAGGAGAGAAGCCAUAUCACUGCAAUAUUUGUGGUAAAUCAUUUUCUCAAAAUAAAGACUUAACAAAACACACAUGCAUUCCUACAAGGGAAAAAUCAUUCUCUGGAAGCUGUGAUAUAACUAGACCCAAGCAUUCUAAUCCAUAUGAGAAACCAUAUCAGUGUUAUGUCUGUGGUAAAUCAUUUUCACAUAGAAUCACCCUAACUAUACACAAACGCAUUCAUACAGGAGAAAGACCGUAUCAGUGUGAUACUUGUGGGAGAACAUUCUCACGCAGAGGUAAUCUCACCAAUCACAUACGUAUACAUACACAAGAGAAACCAUAUCACUGUAUCAUCUGUGGUAAAUCAUUCUCAGAAAAAAAUAUCUUAAAUCUGCACAAACUCAUCCAUGCAGGGCAGAAACCAUAUGACUGUGAUAUCUGCAGCAAGUCAUUCUCUCGGUGUUAUGACUUAACUAUACACAAACGCAUUCAUACAGGAGUUAAGCCACAUCACUGUGAUGUUUGUGGUAAAUCAUUCACGCAGAAAAGUGUUUUAGCUAUGCACAAACGUAUUCAUACAAUAGAAAAGCCAUACCAUUGUGAUGUCUGCAGUAUAUCAUUUUCUCAAAAAAAUGUCUUGACACUGCAUAAACGUACCCAUACAGGAGAGAAGCCAUAUGCCUGCAAUAUCUGUGGUAAAUCAUUCUCCCGGUCUUAUGUCUUAACUACUCAUAAGCGUGUCCAUACAGGAGAGAAGCCAUAUCACUGUGAGAUAUGUGGUAAGUCUUUCUCUCAUGGAAAUGCAUUAACUGUACACAAACGCACUCAUACAGGAGACAAACCAUUCCAAUGUAAUAUUUGUGGGUAUUCCUUCUUUCAAAGUAGUGUCUUAACUAUUCACAAACGCACUCAUACUGGUGAGAAGCCAUAUGAGUGUGAUAUCUGUGAGAAGUCAUUCUCUCAAAGAAGUACUUUCAACAAUCAUAAAUAUGUUCAUAGAGCAGAGAAGCUGUUCCUCUGUGAUAUCUGUGGGAAAUCAUUCUCUAGAAAUAUUCAGUUAACUAAACAUAGACGUCUUCAUACAGAAAAGUAACCAUAUCAGUGUGAUAUUUUAGGAAACUCAUUCUGUGGAAAUGAAUGGCUUAACAUGACUCAAACAUAGUUAUACAGAAGAGAAGCCAUAUCAGCAUAACAUUUCUGGUAAAUCAGUUUCUGUAAGUAGUGACUAAACAAGGCACAAAUAUAUUAAAAUAGAAGAGAAAUGACAUUAUGAAAUCUGGGCAGAUGGGAAGAAACCUUAAACAAUUGUGAUACAAGAUAUCUUAUAAAAGCACAACUGUAUUUACACUUUUAAGAAAAUCAUUGUAUUGAAAUACUUGUAUGUAUUCCAUUUAACUUAUUUUCACAACAGAAAAAUAAUAUAUUUGAAUUAUUUGACAUUGUGGCUAAGAAAAUGAGACAUGUAUUGUCAAAUCACAGUUAACACUGUGAUUUUGUGCAUUUGUUAUGUUAGAAAUAAAUACACUAACUGUAAAAGAUAAUAUUUCAUCAUAGUAUAAUAGGAUAUAAGUAUAUCUGAUAUAUAUUCACAAUCUCAUAAACAUUAAUUCCUGUAAUGUAGUGUAUAUUCUAGGUUAAAUUUUGUCCAUAUACUAUCAUAGGAAGGAUUCUGCUGGAAGAUUUAUAUAUAACCAUUUCUUUUAUUUGUAGUAAGAUUCAUUUGUUAUAUGAUGAUUAAACAAUGUUUAUUUGAAUAUGUCUCUAAAUCUCAACUUGGUAUAAAUGCAAUAAGUGCUCUAUAAUUUGUGAAUCGUCAUUAUCAAUGUCCAUUCUACUAUUGCUUGCAUGGGUCGGACAUGUCAGUCAGAAGAUAUCACCACAGUUUCUGAAUCAUUUGGCAUCUGAACUUUGAUGCUAAGAAUCUUGUUCUGUCCUCAUUACAUUUUGUGAAUUUUCUAACCUGAGGUUUAAAUAAAGCUUUAUUCACUCUUAAA